This is a messenger RNA of Symbiodinium natans, 6678 nucleotides long. The record is from the annotation of a GenBank genome assembly. NCBI's taxonomy places the organism in Eukaryota, Dinophyceae, Suessiales, Symbiodiniaceae.
AUGCCGGCUCCGCAGCCAGGAUUUCACUGGUGCCAAGUGCCGACUGCGGUCUUCGGCGUGGCGUCUGGCCAACAGACCCAGGCAUCCCUUCCUGCUCAAAAGGGAGCUGAGGCAGCUUCUUCUUGGAAGGACUCCUCCCGGUGGCAAGAACAGUCCACCCCGUGGAAGAGCCAGCAGUCUUCAUGGGGCAAAGGUUGGGGGCACUCUAAGAACUACGGCUCCAGCAGCUCGUGGCAGGGCUCUGGAGGCAAUCGGCGUGAGAAGUGGGACAAGCCCAAAGGCUGGAACAAGUGGCCCAAGCCUGAGCAAAAGCCGGCUAAGGAGCAGUAUGGGCGAGGGGCUGCCCCCAAGGAGGAGGAGCCGGAGAUUCUCCUCGACCCAGUGGCUGGGAUUUUUGGAACCCGGCAGCAGGGGCCGCCUGAGAGGCCCGACUCUGCAUUCAAUGUUGCGGAGGCGACGGAGGAGGAAGUUCAAGCGGCGGCCAAUCGCAAGGCUGAGCGCGAAGAAGAAGGGUUCCACAGUCAGCUCUGGCAGGGGGCGAUCGCUAAGGCCCUCGCAGACCCCUCGCGACCCAAGUGUGCCCGAGAACUGAUGCGUGAGGGCAUCUUGCGAAGCUGGUGGAACAUGUCCUGGAAGGACGCCCGAGGCCUCAUUGACGGGACCUUGGUGGACGAGUAUCGCGAUCGGUUGAUGCUGUACAUGGCAAAGUACAAGAAUCCCACCGAGGUGCCGCAGCCGAUUGUCGAGCGCUGUGCAUGCUUGUUCGCGUGGUUCAAGCAAAACUCCAGGCAGCUGGACAUUGAAGGGGACUUCGAUGCGGUCAUGUUCGCAGUGCCAGGGCAGAAAGUGCUGUGCUUUCGCACAAAGCUGACAGGGCCAUCCUUCCUGGAGCCCGCAAACCACCGCUACACGAUGACAAUGUCCCACGGCUUGCCGUGGACAGCAGCCAUGGGUGUGGGCGAGUAUGGGGAGAUAACCCCGGGAGACUUCACGGACGGCGACUUCCCGUCGUACGGAUUCAGCGGCCGAGGGGUCUGCAACGACUCCGGCUUUGAAGGUAUCAAAGCCUCAAUCUCCAAGGUGGCUGCAAGAGCCAAAGGAAGGGACGUCAUCUUCUCGAUGGAAGGGCUCCUGCAGGAGAAUACGCCCCAGGUGGAGGGGGGCAUGCCGGCACUGAAUGUGCCUUCUGACAGCGAGUCGGAAGGCCAAGAAGUUAACCAGCAUCGUGUUGCUCAGGUCUUGAUUUCUGCAGGACCACCGAAUGUGCAGCUCCCCUGGGAACAAGGAAUUUUCAGGGACAUCUUCGCACCUAGACCAGUGGUGUCAUUGGACUGGCCAGAGCCCAAGGUUCUUGUCAAUGUGGAUGAAGCCGAACUAUCGUCUACACCAGGUCCCAGCGUUUUGCAAGACAAAGACAAGACGCCAAUCACAGGUGUCUUCAGCUCCUCACCGGGAGCUAAUGUUUUCAGCAAAGUGAUCAAGUGCAAAAAGAAAGAUGAGCCUUUUGAGGAGGCUGUUGCAGGCAUGUGGUUGAAAAACAUGCAGAUGUGGAAACAGCUGUUCGAGGCCUCCCCGUCCACCACUUUUGCCAAAACAUUACAGGAAUUGGACGAAGAGGAGAAGAUGUUGUCCCUUCGUGACAUGUUUGGAUCGAAAUCACCACACACAAUCCAGAAGCGUGCAUCAACCUUGUUGAGAUUGUUUCGUUGGCUUCAAAAACAGGCCGAUGUGCAAGGGACCUCUGUGGAGGAACCCCUUCUCCCAUCAGAGGAAGCGGUGUACAAGUUCUGCAGAGAGAUAUCCCACAGGAAGAAGGGCAAGCUGGCACCUCAGAGCGUGGUACAAGCGUUGAAGUUUGUGAAAUUUGUGCUUUCCAUUCCAAAUGUGGAGAAUUCCAUCUCCCCCAGGGUCCAAGGCUUGGCCGACCGAGUGGCAGGCGAGCACGAGCCCACACAUCAAGCCCGGGACCUAACAGUGCUUGAAGUUAGGUUUCUGGAAGAGUGUGUUUGGAACGCUGAGCUCCACAUUGUCGAUCGAUUUGCAGCAGGGGUAUUCCUGUUUCAGAUUUUCAGCAGGAACCGUUGGUCGGACAUCAGGCACGUGCGAUCCUUGGAGUUCGAUUUUCUGGAGAUCGGCCCCGAAAUCUGUGGUUUUCUGGAAGGCAGGGCCAGGGAGGUGAAACAGUCCAACAAGAAGAAGAAACUCUCGUUGUUCAUGCCCCUGGUGGCUCCAGUUCGGGGGGUCCACCCGACGGUGGUUUGGGCCAAAGAAUGGCAGAAAGUGGCUGCCGAAGCAGGGAUCGUGCUCUCGAAGACCCCUGUAGGCCCUUUACUACCGGCCACCGCCCCAGACGGUGCCUGGCUGCAGAGGUCCAUCGACUCCGCCGAGGCCUCCAACUGGCUGAUGGGACUGCUAAGGAACCGCGACCCCUCAACAGCGAGGGUUACCACACAUUCCUUGAAGCACACUGCUCUGGGCUGGUUGAGCAAAUACGGCAUUGUGGGCGAAACACAGACACUCUUGGCACAUCAUUCUACUGGAGCGUUGAGUACAUUAGCUUACUCAAGAGACGCCCUUAGCGGCCCCCUCCGGCAGCUAGAGGAAAUGCUAAAGCAGGUGCGGGAGGGCUCGUUUUGCCCGGACGCUACUCGAAGUGGAUACUUUGCCCGUGCCCAAGGAUCAGAGGCAGGUGCGUCUGUUGACCUCGGGUCCUGGUUGCCGAUCAGCAAGGCAGGCAGCUUAGAUGGGCUGCCCGCAAACUCCGAAAGCACGCAUGAACCUUUGCCAGCUACAGCGGAAGGCUUUGAGGCGUUGUUCGAUAAGGACGACACACAAGGUGCAGAUGAUGACGAGGAGGCAGAGAUCUCGCCCACCACAUCAGCAGACGGGUCCUCCGAGGAAACCUCUGAUGGAGCUUCGUCGGAAGAAAAAGAGGAACCAGCUUCGACCCUGAGCCUACCGGAGGGUUGGAGCGCGAUCCAGAACAAGAAGUCUACCAUGUUACAUCUGUACAAAGUAGGUCAAACGACGCUGAAAUGUGGGAAGUGGAUAACGGAUAGUCAGCCUUUCUUCGAGCAACAUGCUCGCAAGAUCGGAAUGGAGCAGCCACUCUUGGACAAAUUCAUAGCUGGAGGGGUCAAGACGGUGUCCAUGGCAGCCUAUGCCGCCACUCAACCGGGCCAACCUCUCACAGAUAGGGAGGUCUCCACUCUAUGUACGAGUCUGGGGCAGAACAACCCCACUCUUGCACAGAUGACGGUUGUCAAGAGGCUCCUGUUCGAGUGCCAGACCAUGAGCUUGGCAAACUUGAAGGCAACCGUGGAACAGCAGCCGGACUCAGUCCUACGUAAGCUGCCAGGAGCUGAGAGAGCCCAGCGCCUGGAAUUGCAGGCUCAAAGGCUGGGCGGACUCUCGAUUGAGCAUGACUUGGAGCCCGCCUUUUCAGUAUAUGAUGCCGUGUCGACACAGGUAGAGCAAGGGUCGCUGAAAUACCUGCACCCGAGCAAGAUUCCCACGCGUCGCCAGGAAUUGGCGCAAGGCAAGCCAACCAAGGAACUUGUGCUGGAUGCUUCGGGGGAUGGCCUCUCGGUUCAAGACAAAUCCUCUAAAGUAGAGGCCCAGUUGGGGUCAGACAUGGCGACUUACAGGGCGUUGCAAAGACGGGGUCUGGCCUACGACCUCGUUGGCAUUUUGAGUUUCAAGGUGCACGAGAAAUGGCUUCAGAAGGUCCUGCGAGCAGAUCGGGCCUUGUGGAUGGAGCUUGGCAGCAAACAGCCGACCCUGACAAGGGCAGCGGCGAACGCGCCGCUUGCAGACGCCCGGUGCUCAGAUCAAGUCUUUCUGGAAGCCACCAACACGGUUGCAGUCAAUUUUCACUUCAUGCCGACACCUCGUGCGGAAGGGUUCCCAGAUAGAGGAGGCAAAGGCGCUGGCAAGGGCCCCAAGCGCUGGGGUGAUGGAAAAGGGUAUGGACAAUGGAAAUAUCAGAGGAUCGACAAAGGAGACAAGGGCCAAGGAGGCAAAUCAGGCCUCAAGGGGGCCCGCCUCCCCACAAAGGGCAAAUUUGACAGUGGCAAGGGAGGCUUUCCGAACAAGUCCCUUGUCUUGCAAGGAGGCAAGGGGGAGACCCCCAUGCCGGCCGCCUUGCGAGGCGGAGUGCCGAACGACGAGCAAGGAGAGCCUCUUUGUUUUGGCUUCAACCUAGGACAGUGCAAGGUUGCUUCCGGAAGCAUCCCUUUUCUGAGCACAAGCAUUCAGGCCAGGCGAGUCAUCACGGUGCGCAUAGGUCUGGACAAGCGCAAUGUACUGCGCAAGGGCAAGAUCAUACAGCUGGACCUGCUCCUGCUGUCGCACCAAGGUCUUCUGUGGAAAUGGCUGGGUUCUCCAGGACUGGUCGCCGUAUGGCUGGCGCCGCCCUGCGGCGCAUCCAGCAGGGCCAGGGAAAUCCCGUUUUCGGGGGAGGACGAGCCGCGUCCUUUGCGGUCAGUGGAGUGCCCGGAAGGGCUCCCAGGCCUUGGCCCAAGCGAUGCAGAAAGGGUGGCAAAGGCUAACGAGCUUUACCGGCUCACGGCCCGAAUCUGGGACUUCUGCUGCGAAAAUGACAUUGUGGUAAUCAUAGAGAACCCCUAUCGCAGUUUCUUCUGGCAUUGCAGCGCCAUUGAACAUAUCCUCAGGAGUGAACAAGCGAUCGUGGUCCAGUGCGACUUUUGCAUGAUGGGAGGUUCGAGAUUGAAGCGGACGGCCCUGCUGUGCAACAGCGACCUCAUCACAGGCCUGGCUGUCACGUGUGAUGGAUCCCACGAGCACCUGCCCUGGAAAGUGCAGGAGGGAGUUCUCGCAACAAAGCUUGAGACUGCGUAUCCACACCAGUUUUGUAAGCACUUUGUUUCCCUGCUGCUGCAGCAUCUGACACAGAAGGGCUGUCGGGAUGGUCUGAAUCUCUUGGAGGCAGAUCCCGCAAACUCCUCAGGAGCCAGGGUGGUAACGACACAGGCGAAGACCAAAAGGGCUGCAUCGUUUCAGGUUAUCCCCGAAUUUCGCAGACGAAUCAGAUGGACAGUGCCCGGCCAACUCCGUAGUGCUCUCCAGACUACACAGUGGUUGGCACCGGACAGGAUCCCGGGCUUCAAGGCGCCAGGAGCCCCGGCGCUGAGAGUGACGCCCCUGCUGUCUUCUGCGACGGAUGUGCUGGUGGAAGUCCCGUGGAACCCACAGGAAUUCGUGGCGAAAGCCCGACUGGCCGGCCACCCCGGCACCUGUGUGAUUGAGACUCGAGCAGCGCAGUCACGGAGAUGGCUCCAGCGAGCCCAGGAGCUGCAGUUAGCUGAAGACGACUUCAAAGCCAGGCUGCCCGAGCACAUCCGCAGCAGCCUCCGUAACAAGAGAAUACUGCUCUUCAAAGAGAUGCUAGAAGCGUCCCACUACGCCGACAAGGCAGUGGCAGACGACCUGGCACAGGGUUUUGAUCUUGUGGGGCAUUUGGACCUUCCGGCAGGCUGGUCCACCGACUUUCGUCCAGCAUUCCUCUCCCUGAAGGACCUGUCCCAACUGACGCAGGAGACGAACCACCAGGUCAUCAAGGAAGUUGAGGACUCAUCUCAGUUCCUGGAAGAACUGUGGCAGAAAAGUCUCGAUGAAGUAUCAAAAGGAAACACGUUCUGGCACUUACCUUGGAGCUCUUUUUACGAUGACUUCACACUGUUGUCAACACGACAGCUGGCCACUAGCGCAGAGGCCAGUGCAUGUUUUCUGCUAGACUUGCUCGGCUUUGAGUUUGACAGAGACGGAGACAAGGCCCAGCCGUUCCAGGAGGUCUUCAGAUCUUUGGGGGUCGAAUUUGACCUUACAGACAGCAGCAAGCAGAUAAUUAGGAUCCAGAAUACAGCAGAGCGGACCAAAAGUCUCAUCGAAGACCUGGCAGCCUUUCAGGAGCAAGGAGCCUCAAGCCCUAAGACCUGGAAUCGACUGAGGGGAAGGCUGCACUUCGUGGCGGGCCAACUCUCUGGGCGCUUGCCGAAGGGCUUCAUGAGAAGAAUCUCUGACAUCAUCAAUGCCCCCGCAUAUGUCAGGAGACAAAACCAAGCCUCCCUUUGCGCAGCACUGCAGGGGCUACGACACUACAUAGCCGAGGCGUCGCCGAGGAUAGUGCGAGCCCAGACCUCAGAGACGGUGUACGCUUUUACGGACGCCUCGCAAGAAGGACUCCAAGGCCUCGAUAUGGGCCUGGGAGCAGUCCUGUUCAAUCAGGAGGGGCACAUCCUGUGCUGGUUUGGCAUUGUGUUGCCGCAUGACCUUGCUGAGAAACUUCUGCAAGGAAAGUCUAAAGUCAUCAACGAGCUCGAGAGCAUAGCUGUUCUCCUGCUAUUCAUUCUAGCCCGAGAGUUUCUGCGGGGGAAACAUGUGAUGUGCUACUUAGACAAUGAGGCGGCGCGCAUAACGCUCCUCAAGCUGACCAGCGAUUCAGAGGCUUUGACCCUCUUGAGCAAUGCUUGCGCAUUGUUAGAACAGGAGCUCGAGAUGAUUCCGUUCUACGCUCGGGUACCGAGCAAAUCCAAUGUGGCGGACGCCCCGUCUCGCCUUGACUUUACAGGGCUGCCACACAAUUGCAGGUUCCAAGACCAGGUGCUUCUUGCGGAAAUGGCCAAGCUGGUGAACUCGCUCGUCGGGCGCGAGGCCUGA